Messenger RNA from Corythoichthys intestinalis (scribbled pipefish), 2767 nucleotides. It is a transcript of the gene rab3ab, whose product is annotated as RAB3A, member RAS oncogene family, b. Gene Ontology annotation, molecular function: myosin V binding; GTP binding; GTPase activity. Bases 148 to 807 code for a protein of 219 amino acids. The transcript is spliced from 5 exons. NCBI's taxonomy places the organism in Eukaryota, Metazoa, Chordata, Actinopteri, Syngnathiformes, Syngnathidae. Gene Ontology annotation, biological process: calcium-ion regulated exocytosis; protein localization to plasma membrane; synaptic vesicle exocytosis. The record is from RefSeq and is a predicted model, not a curated record. Gene Ontology annotation, cellular component: axon; synaptic vesicle membrane; plasma membrane.
GUGAUCUUCAGCGUUACAUCACCGGUAGUCACAUGAUGAGCCACGUUUGAAUUUUCAUUGAGAAGGCUGCAUACUGUAGGACAAUUGAUGGAGGACGGGUUGGCCACCUCUCACCUAAAUUGAGCUGGGACAGGAUCCAACUCGCCAAUGGCAUCAGCCACAGCAAACUAUGGACAGAAGGAGUCAUCAGAUCAGAACUUUGACUAUAUGUUCAAGAUCCUCAUAAUUGGCAACAGUAGUGUGGGUAAAACCUCCUUCUUGUUCCGUUAUGCCGAUGACUCCUUUACACCUGCCUUUGUCAGUACGGUUGGCAUUGACUUCAAAGUAAAGACCAUCUACAGGAAUGACAAACGGAUCAAACUACAGAUUUGGGACACAGCGGGUCAGGAGCGUUACCGCACCAUCACUACUGCUUACUACCGAGGUGCUAUGGGCUUCAUUCUUAUGUAUGACAUCACCAAUGAGGAAUCCUUCAAUGCUGUCCAGGACUGGUCUACUCAGAUCAAGACAUACUCAUGGGACAAUGCGCAGGUGCUGCUGGUAGGAAAUAAAUGUGAUAUGGACGAUGAGCGCAUGGUGAGUAGGGACAGGGCCCGGCAGCUGUCUGAACAUCUUGGUUUCGAGUUUUUCGAGGCCAGCGCCAAAGACAACAUCAACGUGAAGCAGACAUUUGAGCGUCUAGUCGACAUUAUUUGUGAAAAGAUGUCAGAGAGUCUGGAUGCCGGCGAUCCUGCUGUCACAGGAGCCAAGCAGGGGCCUCAGCUGACAGAGCAGCCUGCUCCACCACACCAGGACUGUGCAUGUUAAAGAUGCCUGUCUGCUGCUUUCUUCUUCUCCUUUACACUCCAAACGAGUCCAUUGCCCACCCUUCUCACCCACUUUUCAGCUUACAUCUGAGUGAGGCCACUGGCUGAGGGUCCCGAGAACCAGCUUGUAAAAGGGCCUGAAACUCUGUGAGUAAAUGGUUUGUGACUUAAUCUCACAGAAUCAUAAAAUUGUUUUCUGUUUUUGUAUCUUCAAUCACACCACCAUGUUUCAGACUCUUUGCAUCCUCUGGUUCUUGGAAUUCUUUUGUUUUUUGUGUGUGUUUAAAAAGGAUUUGACGGCUUACAUCCACUAUCAGAGUGCCAUUUAAAUCCUUCUGAUGUUUACAGUACCUUUAUGUUUGUGAAAUAUGGUGAAAAAAAAUCAACAACGGAUUAUAUUUGGAGUAGGAAGGACCCAUCUGAAAUCUGUCUCAAUAUAUGUGUUCAGUUUCCAAGGCAGUCAGACAUAAAUACGUCUUACCUUGUUUUUGUUUUUGUUUUGUUUUUUUACUUUUCUGACACAGUUUUUUGUAUUUCGGAAUUUUUUAUGUUGGUUUUAUUAUUUUGCUCCUUCAAACACUGGGUGGAUGAACAAGAUAGAGAAAAUGGAGUUAAGAUGAAAUAGCAUUUUAUUUAAAUGUGUUUAUUUCAGAUGUAUAUGAAUAUUGUGCAAUAUUUGAUGUACACAGGUAUGCAUUUCUGGAAGAAAAGUUGAAAAGAUGAGAUGUCCUUUGAAGAUAGUAUUAUAUACAGUAUCUAUCAGGUCUUUGUUGUGAAGUUUUUUUGUUUUUUUUGGGUGGUUUGUGUGCAAUUGACUCCUUACCUUUUGUCCCUGUAGUUCGGUCUCUUGGCUGAGAUUUUGCAAAGUGACACAUUUAACUCCAAAGUGGGACUUAGAAAUUACACUUUUUAUCAUCCUGCUACAAUUUGAAAAAGUGAGGAUUUGGAGUCAUUGUAUUUAAACAAUACUGUAUACGUAAGCUUGAAAAAAAUAUCAUAUUUUAACAUUUGAACAGAAUUUUGUUAUAAAAUAUCCACUGUAAUUGAGGAAUUUGCGAAAAGAUUAACAGGGUUUUAGGUUGAAAAAUAUAUCACUGAACACUUUUAGGCCGUUUCAUUAAAAUUUAAAAAGUUUUAAUAUGCAUUUUUUUAACUCGCUGCAUCCCCUACGUGAGAUCAGGGUCAUAGGAUUUGAAGGGAAAACAAGAUUGAUGUUUCGAGUCAAGUAAGGAAUUAUUCCAGCAUUUCUAUUUUUAAGGUACAAUACAAGUUCCUUUUUCAUCGUGUCAGGUCACAAUGUUUCAACCAGACAGGGAGUAGUGAUUUUUUAAUGCUAAUAAGUAAAACCAAGGAGACUAAUGGUGGUGACUGUUUCUUUUGCCAGAUGUUAAAUUAAUCCCGUAUCUAAUGUCUUCCUCUCUGUAUGAACCAUAUAUGUAACAAUUGUACCUUCAAUGUUGGCUGUAUCGUUUUGACUCAGGCUUGCCAAAAAAAAAAAAAUGCGAGGGAAAAAAAUGCUGUUAACAGGAGCCAUGUUGAGGUCUGAAUUCUUAUCACCAGGCCUGCUUGUGAAUGAAUGUUAUACAGUACUUUACUUUUACAAAGCAAUACAAUACCAAGAAAAAAAUAGAAUUUCCAUCUGGCUCGGCAGGGGUAUCUGACUUCAGAUGCAGACUUGUAUUUGGUUUGAAUCACUGCCUCUUCAACAUAACGCCACCCCCUUCAGUUUAGGCCAGUAAGAUUCAAGAUUAUGCUGUGGGUGUUUUUAUCUGUACUUUGAGGUAAAAGAAUAAAAGCAUUAUUAAAUGGACUGUUUUGGGGAUAAUCCUGAAGUUUUCAAUUGCGUACAUUAUUUUAAAGUGGUAACGCAUGCCAAAAACCAGGCAACAUGGCCUUUCCAUACUGUAUGGUUUUACUUUUGAGAUGUAUUAAAAGAGACCUUCAAUUGUUUGUAAAUUCAA